AUGGACUUCGCAGCAAUGGGACAGCACUCCGUAGGGAUCGCCAAGCUCAAGGAGAGGAGAAGAACUCCAGUUUCCCAUAAGGUUAUUGAGAAAAGAAGAAGGGACAGGAUAAACCGCUGCCUUAAUGAACUAGGCAAGACUGUGCCUAUGGCAUUAGCCAAGCAGAACUCUGGGAAACUAGAAAAAGCAGAGAUUUUGGAAAUGACUGUUCAGUAUCUGAGAGCUUUACAUUCGGCUGAUUUUCCCAGAGGAAGAGAUAAAGAUCUUUUGUCAGAGUUUGCCAAUUAUUUUCAUUAUGGCUACCACGAGUGCAUGAAAAACCUGGUUCAUUAUCUGACAACUGUGGAAAGGAUGGAAACGAAGGAUACAAAAUAUGCCCGAAUUGUUGCCUUCCUACAGUCUAAAGCUCAUCUAAGCACAGAGCCGCUGUUUAGCUCUCUACAGGAGGUGGACGUUUCUUGUCAGUUGCACUCUGCUCCAUCUGACUACCCAAGUGACUCUUCCUUUGCACAGGGCUCAGGUGGCUCUUUCUCAUGGCACAGUACUGCAAGAAGCCCCACACUCAAUUACCUCACUGGUCCUACUACAAUGUCUCUUCCGUGCAGCCCUCCUCAGCAGCCACAGCACGGCAGCUUCUUAUCCCCCAUGCAGGGUCUGGACCGACACUACCUCAACUUGUUAGGACAUUCACACCCCAACAGCUUCAGCAUGCACAGUGCACAGCACCCUGCUGUACUGUGACCGCUGCUCUGGGACUCGGGGAUAGCGCUGGAGACAUUUUGGCCAGAAGGGGAUAGCGGCCAGCACCUGUUU
This is a messenger RNA of Bombina bombina (fire-bellied toad), 813 nucleotides long. RefSeq names its product helt bHLH transcription factor (gene HELT). The transcript is spliced from 4 exons. Gene Ontology annotation, molecular function: RNA polymerase II cis-regulatory region sequence-specific DNA binding; protein dimerization activity; DNA-binding transcription factor activity, RNA polymerase II-specific. Bases 1 to 741 code for a protein of 246 amino acids. The record is from RefSeq and is a predicted model, not a curated record. Gene Ontology annotation, cellular component: nucleus. Gene Ontology annotation, biological process: regulation of neurogenesis; anterior/posterior pattern specification; regulation of transcription by RNA polymerase II. Lineage: Eukaryota; Metazoa; Chordata; Amphibia; Anura; Bombinatoridae.